GUAUUGUGAUGGUGUAGACUUGAAUUGUGGUUGUCCACAGCGAUGGGCUAUGGCUGAGGGUUAUGGAGCUUGCCUCAUUCACAAACCAGAACUUGUAGCUGACAUGAUUCGACAGACCCGCAGUGCAGUAAUAGAUCCUGACUUCACAGUUUCUAUCAAAAUACGAAUACAUAAAGAUUAUAAACAUACGGUGGAUUUUGCUCGACAAAUGGAGGCAGCAGGUGCAAGCUUUAUCACUGUACAUGGACGCACCCAGGAUCAACGUAGUGAUCCAGUAUGCUUAGAUGCUAUAGCUGACAUAAAAAAUGCUGUAAAAAUUCCUGUUGUUGCAAAUGGUGAUGUUCGGUCUAUGGACGAUGCUGACAGGAUACAGAAGAUUACAGGAGUUAAUGGUGUGAUGGCUGCAAGAGGUAUACUGGAGAACCCUGCUAUGUAUGCAGGCUAUGAGAGCACACCUUUAGAAUGUGUGAAGGACUUCGUUAACAUUGCUGUUUCAACUGGAACACCUUUCAGCUGCUUUCACCAUCACCUUAUCUAUAUGCUGGAAAAAUCUCUUUCACGAUCUGAACGAAGAUACUUCAAUGUAUUAGGCAGCACAAGUGGUGUGAUUAGCUUCUUAAACGAAAAAUAUAUGAUUGAUUUUUAUACUGAAUUUUAUUCUGAACCUUUACUGCUAUGCAAUUGUUUCUUCUGA
Messenger RNA from Penaeus vannamei (Pacific white shrimp), 694 nucleotides. Lineage: Eukaryota; Metazoa; Arthropoda; Malacostraca; Decapoda; Penaeidae. The record is from RefSeq and is a predicted model, not a curated record.